Trypanosoma conorhini is the source of this 2409-nucleotide messenger RNA. RefSeq lists its product as uncharacterized. Lineage: Eukaryota; Euglenozoa; Kinetoplastea; Trypanosomatida; Trypanosomatidae. The transcript has a single exon. The record is from RefSeq and is a predicted model, not a curated record. Bases 1 to 2409 code for a protein of 802 amino acids.
AUGGAGACUGAGGAGCCAACAGGCGAGGCAACAGCGGAGCCGGACGAACCCCCUAACGCCACCACGUCAAGUAUUGGGGACUCCGCAGGUUCGACGUCUUCCGGCACCCAUGCUGCUUCUGCCACUAUCGCCAAUGUAUGCUGCACCGGUCCUAGUCAGAGGGUGGCGCUGCGUCUCAUGGCGUUUUCGGACUUUGUAAUACCCGUUGGACCUUUUCUAGACAUCGACGUCACCGUGCCGUUCCUUGUGGUGUUACCGCCGCAGGGUGAGAGUCUUGCGCGGGAGGCGGGACAAGGCGUGGCAGGUGCGGCGGUGCUAGACGCCGCGGAGCCGGCUUCCUCCUUUGGGGUGCCUCCAGAGCGGUUUCUCACGUGGCACGAGAUGCGGCGGACCCUCGCGCUCUGCGGGGUGAAGCGCCACCACUGCCAGGACGCGCUGCGAAAGCUCUGGGCGUACCUACUCCUCCUGUGCUACGGCGCGGCGGCGGGGCGUGGCGCGUGUGGGAGGUGGCAGGCCCCCCCGCUGCCCGACCCGGGCGCCGGUGCAAACGGCGGCGUCGUGGGCGACUUUGCAGCGCUGGUGCGGUACGACGCGUUGCAUGGCGUCCUGCGCUCCCUCCGUCGCCGCGGUGGCGGCGUUGACCGGAGGCACACGGUCGACUUUGCGGAGUUCGCCUCCGCUGCCGCCGCCUCCGCCUCGCGUGAGACGCUGGCGGGCACGGCGCAGGCAGCCGCACCCGCCGCCGGAAGGUACACGCUCGUGGUUGCCAAGCACACCUUCGACCGCUGCAUCGCCGGGCUGCUCAGCCGCGAGCUGCGCGGGCAGCGCCUCACCGUGACGCCGCUGCCGCGCUGGACUGUGGCGCAGGCCAUUGUGCAGGACCGCAGGCCACUCGUGGUGUUCUGCGGGGGGACCAGCGGCUGCGGCAAGAGCACGCUUUCCAGCCUUAUUACCACGAACGUCUGCUUCCACACGCUCCUCUCCACCGACACGGUUCGUCAGUCCCUUCGCCGCACGCUACGCCGUGAGGAGUACCCGGAGUUGUUUGUCUCCACCUACGAGGCCCACCGAGCCAAGGAAGGCGGCGGUGGCCCUGCGGCAGCAGCUACGGGCGCGGGCACGUCGGAAACGGAAACGGUGGACCCGCACCCUGUUAUUGCGGCCUAUGAAAAGCAGUGCGAGGUGGUGUUGCGGGCCCUUGACGCCGUGCUCGAGAAAUUUAUCCGCCGCGGCCAGGCGGUGGUGGUGGAGGGCGUCCACCUGCUGGCGGCGUACAUGCACCGCAAGUCGGCGGAGUUGCGGGCGCGUGGGGUGUUGUGUGUGCCGUUCCUCGUCUGCAUUGCGAAGGAGCAGCGGCACGUGGAGCGGUUUUGCACCCGCGCCAAGUGCAUGGCGCUUUCCCCGGAGCGAAACAAGUACGUCUCGCAGUUUCGCCACAUCCGCCUCAUUCAGCAGCACCUGCUUGACCAGGCGCACGCGCUGCAGAUACGCGUGAUAAACAACACCAACCUGGACCGCUCGCUUAUGGAGGUUCACACGCACCUGCUGGACUGCAUCGACCACGGCGUGGCCACCGCGUGGGACAGAAAGAGGACGGUCGCCGUGGGCGGCAGCGACGCUGCGGGGGCUGCCGACGCGUGUGCGGGGGCAGCACCAGCGGAGGCGGCGGCGGCGGCGGCGGAGCCUUGCGGGGGCGGCGACCGCCGCCACUACCCCUUUGCGGACCCGAGCAUCAGUGGAAAGCGCAUGCUUGCCCUGCUGCUCAAGUGGCGCAGCGAGAAGCAGAAACGCCGGGCAAACGAUGCCGCCGCCAGUGGUGGGUUUCCCCUUGCAACGUCGAUACUCGCGUCCACCAAAAGGGCCCAAUCCGCGGAGCUGCUCACCCCCUUUCGCCUGCGGUUGCUCUGCAACUACUCGUGUUUGGGCGACGCACGCGGCGGCUCGCCUACGCGGGCCUGCGGAGGUGACGUGACAAGUCCUGGCGCGUGUGGCCCGGCGACUGGUGCGGGGGCCGCCCGGCGCCCGCGUCACGGCAGCCCGCCCAUGCCGCUAAGACUGCCUUUUCCGCUGCCGCAGCGCGGCUUCUUCCUGCGGCGGCCAGAGCAGGGCACCGCCGCCCAUGCGGAGCCGCGCCGAGGCCUCCCGUUACGGACACUCGCCGCGGCCGAGGAGUCCCCCUCCUUCGCCGCGGCUGGCCAGCGAAGGAAGGCGUUUCGUUCCGCCAGCGCGGAUGCUGCCGGGGAGGCCGUUGACGACGUCCGCGCACGGCCGCGGGGCAACAAACAGCGUGGUUCCCUGCCGCGGUGGUGGAACACGCCCGCUGGGAACGAGGCGGCGGCGGAAGAGGAGGAGGAGGAGGAACGGGGGGAGGGCAGCUGCUGUGAGCUCCCGUCUCUGAUGGGAAGCUGA